Messenger RNA from Nymphaea colorata (pocket water lily), 723 nucleotides. RefSeq lists its product as uncharacterized. Gene Ontology annotation, molecular function: nucleic acid binding; zinc ion binding. The record is from RefSeq and is a predicted model, not a curated record. The transcript has 2 exons. The coding region runs from base 4 to 375 and encodes 123 amino acids. NCBI's taxonomy places the organism in Eukaryota, Viridiplantae, Streptophyta, Magnoliopsida, Nymphaeales, Nymphaeaceae.
CGAAUGGUGUGUCAUACUAGUGAAGGUAGUCAGGAAGGAAUGGCGUACUUCACUCGACCUGACAAACCCACACCUAAGGCAGAGCAUAGAAACCAGAUGAAUGCAAAUACUCGAAAUUGCAGCAAGUUGAGAUGUUCUUUUUGCAAGAAAACAGGUCAUAUUCGUGAGAAGUGUUGGGAACUUGUCGGCAAACCCAUCAAGGAGAAGACAGCCUCUUCCAAUCCGGCAAAUCGUGCACACUUUGUUACCAAGGAUGAUUUAGAAAAAUUUUCCCAACAAUUCUCAAAAACCAAUCUCGUUUCAAAUCAACCAGUUGGAUCAUCUACUGAAGGAUGUGAUUUUUCAGGACUUGCAAACGAGGAAAGUGAUUGGUAGGGGUCGAGAGCAAGGUGGUCUAUAUGUGAUGGAAAACUAUGGAGUAAGUUUUUUUACUCAUACAAGUACAAAGAAUAAAGAGUACCUCACCUGGCACGCUAGACUUGGUCAUAUUGCUAAUCAAAGCUUGAAGACGUUGGUUCCUCAUCUCACCCUAGAAGAACAUUCUUGUGAGGCAUGCGAGUUCUCUAAGUCUACCAGGCUGCCGUUUCAUUCUUCCACUGAAAGGUCCACAGAAAUAUUCGAGUUAGUUCACUCAAACGUAUGGGGACCUGCUCCUAUGGAAUCAUAUAAUGGCUACAGGUACUAUGUGUCAUUCAUUGAUGAUAAAACUCGUAUGACAUGGAU